AUGGCUCCAGCUAUUGGUAUCGAUUUGGGAACUACCUACUCUUGUGUAGGUAUCUUCCGUGAUGACAGAAUCGAAAUUAUCGCCAACGACCAAGGAAACCGUACCACUCCUUCCUUCGUUGCUUUCACAGAUACCGAGCGUCUGAUCGGAGAUGCCGCCAAGAACCAAGUCGCCAUGAACCCAAUCAACACUGUCUUUGACGCUAAGCGUUUGAUUGGUCGUAAGUUCGCAGACUCUGAGGUUCAAGCCGACAUGAAGCACUUCCCAUUCAAGGUCAUUGACCGUGCCGGAAAGCCAGUUAUCGAGGUUGAGUUCAAGGGAGAGAACAAGCAAUUCACACCAGAAGAAAUCUCUUCGAUGAUCUUGGUCAAGAUGAGAGAGACUGCUGAGGCUUACCUCGGAGGAACUGUCAACAACGCUGUCGUUACUGUUCCAGCUUACUUCACCGAUUCUCAACGUCAAGCCACCAAGGACGCUGGUCUCAUUGCUGGUCUUAACGUUCUCCGUAUCAUCAACGAACCUACCGCUGCUGCCAUUGCUUACGGUUUGGACAAGAAGAUUGAGGGUGAACGUAACGUUCUCAUCUUCGAUCUUGGUGGAGGAACCUUCGAUGUUUCUCUUUUGACUAUUGAGGAAGGUAUCUUCGAGGUCAAGUCCACCGCUGGUGACACUCACUUGGGUGGUGAGGACUUCGACAACCGUCUUGUUAACCACUUUGUUAACGAAUUCAAACGUAAACACAAGAAGGAUCUUUCUUCCAACGCUCGUGCUCUUCGUCGUCUCCGCACUGCUUGCGAGCGUGCUAAGCGUACUCUCUCUUCAUCCGCACAAACCUCCAUCGAAAUUGACUCUCUCUUCGAGGGUAUCGAUUUCUACACCUCCAUCACCCGUGCUCGUUUCGAGGAACUUUGCCAGGACCUCUUCCGUUCCACCACCACCCCAGUCGACCGUGUCCUCGCUGAUGCUAAGAUCGACAAAUCCAGAGUCCACGAGAUCGUCCUUGUCGGUGGUUCUACCCGUAUCCCACGUAUCCAAAAGCUCAUUACCGAUUACUUCAACGGUAAGGAGCCAAACAAGUCCAUCAACCCUGAUGAGGCUGUUGCAUACGGUGCUGCUGUUCAAGCUGCCAUUCUCUCUGGUGACACCUCCUCCAAGUCCACCAACGAGAUCCUUCUUCUCGAUGUCGCGCCAUUGUCUCUCGGUAUUGAGACUGCUGGUGGACAAAUGACCAAGCUCAUUCCAAGAAACACCACCAUCCCAACCAAGAAGUCUGAGGUCUUCUCUACCUUCUCUGACAACCAACCUGGUGUCCUCAUUCAAGUUUUCGAGGGUGAGCGUCAACGCACCAAGGACAACAACCUUUUGGGUAAAUUCGAGCUCACUGGUAUCCCACCUGCACCACGUGGUGUUCCACAAAUUGAGGUCACAUUCGAUCUUGAUGCCAACGGAAUCAUGAACGUCUCUGCUCUCGAGAAGGGAACUGGAAAGUCCAACAAGAUUGUCAUCACCAACGACAAGGGUCGCUUGUCCAAGGAGGAUAUCGAGCGUAUGUUGGCUGAGGCUGAGAAGUACAAGGCUGAGGAUGAGGCUGAAGCUGAACGUGUUGCUGCCAAGAACGCUCUUGAGGGCAAGGCUUACCAAAUCAGAAGCUCUUUGUCUGAGGCUGACCACGAGCUCUCCAAAUCUAUCUCAGACCCAGCUGCCAAGGCUGAGUUGCAAGCCAGCGUUGACAAGAUCGUUGCCUGGGUUGAUGAGAACCAACAAGCUACCAAGGAGGAGUACGCACAACAAGAGGCUGAUCUUGAGGCUGCCAUCAAGAAGGCUACUGCUGGUGGAGCUGGUGGAGCUGGUGGAGAACCAGCUCAAGAUGCUGAGAUCGAGGAGGUCGACUAA
Molecule: messenger RNA, 1893 nt
Organism: Botrytis fragariae
Lineage: Eukaryota; Fungi; Ascomycota; Leotiomycetes; Helotiales; Sclerotiniaceae
Product: putative heat shock 70 kda protein
Exons: 3
Coding region: 1-1893 (630 amino acids)
Biological process (GO): protein refolding; cellular response to unfolded protein; vesicle-mediated transport
Cellular component (GO): nucleus; cytosol; plasma membrane
Molecular function (GO): ATP binding; heat shock protein binding; ATP hydrolysis activity
Source: RefSeq, a predicted model, not a curated record